AUGCAUUCUUUAUCACAUUUUAAAAAUAAUAUUUAUGAAUAUUUAGAAGCCUUACCAACAAACACUUUAGAUAGCUUGUACAGAGAACCUGCUACAUGUUUAGCUAUUUUCAGGCUUUUACCACCAUUAGCAAGACAUUUUGUGAUGACAUUAUUAUUUAUACCACCAACUGAAUUAAGUAUUACAAAGGAUGAUUUAAAACUAAUGGUUAAAAAUCAAGAGGAAGCAAUACUCAGAUUUGAGGAUGCAUUAGAAAAAUUGUCAAAAUUACAUAUAUUAAUAGAAAAAGAUGGAAGAAUGAUAAUGAAUCCUCAAUUUCAAACAAGUCAUCAAAACUGUUUAACUGGAGGAGGAGAUCAUCAGAGUUUUGGUACACCAUCUUCAACACAUGGAAGAUAUAUACCAAAUAAUAUAGUAGCAUUUUUAGAUAAUUAUGCUAUGAAACAAUGGGAAGAAAUAUUACAUUUCAUGGUUGGUACAGAAAAUCGGAAUGAGCCAAGUAAAGGUGUUUUAAAUAUAUUAAUCAGAUCACAAUUAAUGAAAGAGCACAAAGGAGAAUAUGAAAUUACCAAUAAAGGAUUUCAAUUUUUAUUACAAGAUGUCAAUACACAAUAA
Entrophospora sp. SA101 is the source of this 615-nucleotide messenger RNA. Lineage: Eukaryota; Fungi; Glomeromycota; Glomeromycetes; Entrophosporales; Entrophosporaceae. The record is from the annotation of a GenBank genome assembly.